AUUUUUAUUCUAUCUUCAUAAGAAUUAGAAUUGUAAAAAUUGAUAAAAAACUUCUUACUACGUAAAAGAACGAAAUGACACAAAGAAAAUCUUACAUUGAGGACAUGUUGAAUAUGGAUUCGGAUUAUCCAAGCACAAGUCAUUAUGAAAGUGAAAUUCCUCAAUUCUUUGCGGGUUGUAAUGUCCUUAUAACAGGUGCUUCCGGUUUCGUUGGUACACUUCUAGUAGAAAAAUUAUUGCGAUGCUGUCCAGAUAUAGAGAAGAUGUAUAUAUUAAUGAGAACAAAGAAAGAAAAAUCAUCAGAACAGCGAUUUAAAGAACAUUUCAACAGCCCUGUUUAUGAUAAAUUAAAAAAAGAACAGCCCAAUUUUAACGUCAAAGUCAUAAUGAUAGAAGCUGAUAUAAGCAAAUUAGAUUUCGGAUUGUCACCAGAAAAUCGAAAACGUAUUUUAGAUACAAAUAUAAUUUUUCAUGGGGCAGCGACUGUACGAUUUAACGAAUCCAUACGACUUGCAGUCAAUAUAAACGUGAGAGGAACGAAACAAUUUCUUCUCCUCGCGAAAGAAAUGCCAGAUUUGAAAGCAUUCAUUUAUAUAUCUACUGCAUUUUCGCACUGCAUACAUAAAUUCAUUGAAGAAAAGUUUUAUCCUCCACCUAUUGAAACGGAUAAAAUUUUAACAUUACUCGAUAUUUUGAAUGAUGAACAGAUGGAAAAAUUAAUACCGACGUUAAUAGGUAAAUGGCCGAAUACAUAUGCCUUUACAAAAGCAAUUGCUGAAGACACUGUGCGGCAAUAUAGUAUUGGAAUUCCAACCUGCAUCGUGCGUCCAUCAAUUAUAAUAUCAACGGUAAAGGAGCCAAUGCCUGGAUGGAUUAACAAUGUAUAUGGAGCAGUAGGCGUAGUCAUGGGUGCUGCCAUAGGUUUAUUACGUACUUUGCAUUGCCCACCUGAAUAUGUAGCAGAAUUGGUGCCCGCCGAUUACGUCAUCUCUCAUCUUGUUGUCGCGAGUUGGGACAUCGCCAAAAGGAAAAAUGCUUUACUAAGCAUUGAACAUGCGAAUCCGGAAAUACCAGAAACCGAGAGAGUACCCAUUUAUAAUUAUGUGUCAACAUGUCAAAAUCCCAUCACUUGGGAGAGAUUUUUGAAUUUGAAUAAAAUGUAUGGCAUGCAAGCAGUGAGCACGCAUAUAUUAUGGUAUUAUAUGCUUGUGCUAAACAAAUACAAAUUCAUGAAUGAUAUCUGCGUAAUAUUCUUACAUACAAUACCUGCUAUAAUAGUUGAUACUCUGCUCUUUCUUAGCGGUCGAAAACCCAAAUUACUACAGGUUUAUAAGAAAAUAAACAAAUUUAGCUCUGUAAUAUCAUACUUUUCCUCACAACAAUGGCAGUUCAGUAAUGAUGCCGUUAUAAGACUCUGGGAACGUAUGAAUCUAGCUGAUCGCGAAAUUUUUGACUUUAACAUGGAUAAUUUGGACUGGGAAUCAUAUCUUAAACAUAUGAUUCCUGGUAUGCGCGUAUACUUAGCUAAUGAUCCAAUGGAGACUCUAGAAAGAGGACGAGCAAAAUAUAGAAAAUUAAAAAUUGCUCAUUAUACAUUAAUAACUGUUCUUUCAAUUCUGCUAGUAUGGGGCAUUAUAAGUAUAAUAAUUCGCAUAAUAUCAAAAACACUACAACAAAGAGAUCCAAAAAUGGCAGAAAAAAAAAAUUACAUUGAGGAAAUGUUAGAUAUGUCAGAUUCGCCAUUAGACGCUAGCCAUUAUCAAAGUGAAAUUCCUCAAUUUUUCGCGGGUUGUAACAUUCUUAUAACAGGUACUUCUGGUUUCCUCGGUAUACUUCUGAUAGAAAAAUUAUUGCGAUGUUGUCCAGAUAUAGAGAAGAUUUACGUAUUAAUGAGAGCAAAGAAAGAAAAAUCACCAGAACAGCGAUUCCAAGAACACUUCAACGAACCUGUUUAUGACAAACUAAAAAAAGAGCAGCCCAAUUUUAGCACCAAAGUAAUAAUGAUACAAGGUGAUUUAAGCAAAUUGGAUCUCGGAUUGUCACCGGAAAAUCGAAAACGUAUUUUAGAUACAAAUAUAAUUUUUCACGCGGCAGCAACUGUACGAUUUAACGAACACUUGCGACUUGCAGUCAACAUAAACGUGAGAGGAACGAAACAAUUUCUUCUUCUCGCGAAAGAAAUGCCAGAUUUGAAAGCAUUCGUUUAUGUAUCUACCGCAUAUUCGCACUGCAUACACAAAUUCAUUGAAGAAAAGUUUUAUCCUCCACCUAUUGAAUCGGAUAAAAUUUUAACAUUACUCGAUAUUUUGGACGAUGAACAGGUGGAAAAAUUAACACCGGCAUUAAUAGGUAAAUGGCCAAAUACAUACUCCUAUACAAAAGCAAUCGCUGAAGAUGUUAUGCGGCAAUACAGUAAUGAAAUUCCAGUCUGCAUUGUACGUCCAUCAAUUGUAGUAUCAACGGCAAAAGAUCCAAUACCUGGAUGGAUUAACAAUGUAUAUGGAGCGGCGGGUGCAGCUAUGAGUACUGCUUUAGGUUUAUUACGUACUAUGUAUUGCGUACCUGAAAUUGUAGCAGAUCUAGUGCCCGCCGAUUACGUCAUUUCUCAUCUCAUUGUCGCGAGUUGGGAUGUAGCCAAAAAAAAAAAUGCUUUAUUAAACAUCGACAACGCAAAUCCAGAAAUAUCAGAAAUCGAGAGAGUGCCAAUCUACAAUUAUGUGUCAAUAUGUCAAAAUCCCAUUACUUGGGGGAAAUUCUUCGACUUGAAUAAGAUUCAUGCUAUGCAAAUAGUAAGCACGCAUGUUGUAUGGUAUUAUAUAUACGUGUUAAACAGAUCCAAAUUCAUGAAUGAUGUCUGCGUCGUAUUCUUACAUAAAAUUCCUGCUGCCAUAGUCGAUACUCUGCUUUUUCUAAGCGGUCGAAAACCCAUGCUACGAAAGACUUACGAGAGGAUAAACAAAUUUAAUUCCUUAAUGUCAUACUUUUCCUCACAACAAUGGCAAUUCUGCAACGAUUCUGUUAUAAAACUCUGGGGACGCAUAAAUCCAGCUGAUCGUGAAAUUUUCGACUUUAAUUUGGAUAAUUUAGACUGGGAAUCAUAUCUUAAGUAUUUGUUUCUUGGUAUGCGCAUAUAUAUACUUAAUGAUCCAAUAGAGACUGUAGAAAAGGGAAGAGUGAAAUAUAAGAAGCUGAAGAUUGCUCAUUAUACAUUAAUAACUGUUCUCUUGAUUUUGCUAAUUUGGGGUGUAUUAAGCUUAAUGAAUCGUAUAUAUUAUUAUUAUUUUGAUUUGUAAAUUUUUUUUCUAUUAAGUUAGAGCAAAAAUAAACUACG
Molecule: messenger RNA, 3331 nt
Organism: Camponotus floridanus (Florida carpenter ant)
Lineage: Eukaryota; Metazoa; Arthropoda; Insecta; Hymenoptera; Formicidae
Exons: 17
Coding region: 75-3293 (1072 amino acids)
Biological process (GO): long-chain fatty-acyl-CoA metabolic process
Cellular component (GO): peroxisome
Molecular function (GO): alcohol-forming very long-chain fatty acyl-CoA reductase (NADP+) activity
Source: RefSeq, a predicted model, not a curated record